Messenger RNA from Sodiomyces alkalinus F11, 1952 nucleotides. RefSeq lists its product as hypothetical. Bases 235 to 1491 code for a protein of 418 amino acids. The transcript is spliced from 2 exons. NCBI's taxonomy places the organism in Eukaryota, Fungi, Ascomycota, Sordariomycetes, Glomerellales, Plectosphaerellaceae. The record is from RefSeq and is a predicted model, not a curated record.
UAAAUACCUGAUGCAAGGUCGCAAACAGACUUGUACGACCAUGAUUGUCGAAUACCCUUCGACAUAUGGUGGCUUCUUUCGACGCGUCAUCCGCCGUCAAUUAGGAAUCUGAGGGGAAAGCUGGAGUUCUGGACAGUCGCAGCUUCAGACAGUACUCAAAACGCGGGCCCUUCCGUGCUUGCUGAGCGUCGCCCAUUGCCUUCGCAUUAUGAACGCGUACAUACACCCUUCGACAUGCUCCCUGAGCCUACGCUGAGGUUCACGCUGCCGAGCGUUCACGAUGACACGAUUAUCGACUGCCGCGUAUAUCACCCGCAUGCACUGACCGCAUUCUAUCAUGGCCCGUCAUGGAAGCGCCACGCGGCGAUUGUCGCCCAUCCGUACGCUCCGCUGGGCGGAUCUUACGAUGAUCCAAUUGUGAACGUCGUUGGGGAGAUACUGCUACGCGCUGGAUUCGUGGUUGGGACGUUCAAUUUUAGGGGCGCAGCAAACUCGGCCGGUCGUACGUCCUGGUCAUCAAAACCCGAACGGGGCGAUUACAUGUCCUUCGUGGGCUUCAUGAUCCACUACAUUCAUUUUCUCAACCCCGUCCGCUCAGGCGACCGAAACGCAAGGCCUGCCGAACCGAGAAAUCCGUCCCAAAGCUCGGAGGCGAGCGCCACCGACGCCGACGGCCGACCGCUCUUUGUAUGCGCCGGUUAUUCAUACGGUGCCAUGAUCACGUCGCAGAUACCCCCGCUAAGCGAAAUACUCCCCCAGUUCGACGAGCCCUACAUCACAUCCGCGGCGGCCGACAUACGCCUCCGAGCGCAGCAUCUAGCCGAGCGGCAGACCAUAUUACUCGCGGAUCUCCGGUCCGGCCAUCCCACGUCACCACGGAGGAGCCUCGGGAUGCGGUUCGGCGGAGACGAGGGGGAGCAGCGCAGAAGCAACGACAUGCGGCGACCGCAUUCCCCUCACACCGAGGCGAAGCUCCGGAAGGGAGUGAACGAGCUCCUUGCCAGGACGAGGGCAAGCCGGCGCCGUCUCAGCAGAAUGCGAUCGGAAAACAACAAGGCCGCAAACCCCGAUGGAAAUGAAAAUCAUACGGUGCCCGGGGCACAUCGGUCUAGCGACGACGAAGCGCCGCAGCAUCUCGAGAGAGUGACCGACCUCAUCCAGGUCCGGCCAGCGUAUCUGCUCGUGUCACCCCUUCAAGGCGUCAUUACGUAUCUGGCCACCAUGUCCUUCUUCCCUCCCUAUAGCAACGACACGGCGCAGGCGGCGGAAGAUAAGCUGGUGGGGAACCCUACGCUGGCGGUUUUCGGGGACAGGGACGUGUUCGUGCCGGUGAGCAAGCUGCGGGCCUGGGUCGGACGGCUUGAGAACGUCAACGGGUCACGGUUUCACGGGGAGGAGAUCAGGACUGCGGAUCACUUUUGGGUGGAAGAGAUGGCGGUGUAUAGGCUCCGCGACGCGGUGGCGCGAUUCGUCGCGGGUUUGGUGGGAUAACCGGGCAUGAACUCAGACCCUUGAAUGUGAUCAAGGUGGGAAUGACGAGUCUCAAAAUAAUGGACCUUUACACUGACAUGACAGUCCUUGAGCUCUGCGGGUAAAACUAAUAAAGGAUGUUUAUGAUGGAGGCGUCAAGUCAUUGAGGGCUUCGUAGUAAUGACACAAACCAAGUUAUGCGCAUUCUGUUCCUAGAUGGCGGCGUCAAAUCACGCCCAUUGCCGAGAAAACUUGAUGGUGCAGACGAGGUGGUCGGUUCGGGCAUUUAGUCAGCGGAAAGUCUAUGGAGUGGGACAGGCGUGGCCAUAUGCCUUAGGUGGUUGAGAUGCCAGAUCUGGGGAUAAGGAAGGGGCCCAGAUGUUUCAUCUGAUCACUUGUCUGAACAGGCCGAGUCAUGAAGUUGGGCAAGAAACUCUCGCUUGGGUAGCGAUUAAUAGUAGUUGGGUUGAUGACUAGGUAGC